AUGUCAUCGAUCACUGUAUAUCGUGGAACUGCAAGCGGGAGAGUGCAAGAAAGUACAGUCUCAUGGCCUGAUCCUACAAAAGCACAUCAAGUCACAGUUCGCAUCACUCAUUCCGGUAUUUGUGGCACCGACGAGCACUACAAAUGCCAAGACAUGGUGGUUCUCGGUCACGAGGGAGUUGGAAUAGUAGAGUCAAUCGGCAGUUCUGUCGUUACUCUGAAAGUUGGAGAUCGAGUUGGUUGGGGCUACUGUCACGGAAGCUGUCUUACCUGCCAGUAUUGCGAUCGAGGUCAAGAGCUUUACUGCGAAAAGAGACAGUUUUAUGGCUUUGACGACUUCGAUCAGGGCUCGUUCGCGACUUAUGCAACUUGGAAUGAGCACUUUCUCUUCCGUAUUCAAGAAAGCAUCCCGUCUGCUGAGGCAGCUCCUUUGUGCGCCGGGGCAGACGUGUACUCGGCUCUACGUAGCGCUCAAGUCCAGUGGUAUCACCGAGUGGGCGUUCUUGGCCUCGGCGGGCUAGGCCACCUAGCUGUUCAGUAUGCUUCCAAGAUGGGAUGUCAUGUCAUAGUCUAUUCGCACUCACCUGGCAAGGAACAAGCCGCUCGAAAUCUGGGAGCGUCAGACUUCCAGGUCUUGAGUGAUGCUUCCACUUCUCCUCGUGCUGUUGAUUGUCUGCUUUUAACAGGUGCUCAACAGCCGGAAUGGUCUCAAGCACUGUCGCUGGUUCGACGGGGCGGUGUGAUAAGUGCCGUUACUGUGGACUCAUCCGACCUGCGAUGUUCAUACGGAAAGCUUCUGAUGAACGCGAUCAGGAUCCAGGGGAGUCUACCUGCCGCCCCGAAUGUCCAACGUGAGAUGCUCAGCUUCUCGGUGCUGCAUGGAAUGCAACUAGUCAUCGAGGCGUUUCCAUUCACCGAGGGUGGAAUUAAUGAGGCGAUGGAGAAGCUUCGCCAGGGUGAGAUGCGAUACAGGGGUGUUCUAGUGAUGGAGGAUUAG
Molecule: messenger RNA, 996 nt
Organism: Fusarium tjaetaba
Lineage: Eukaryota; Fungi; Ascomycota; Sordariomycetes; Hypocreales; Nectriaceae
Product: ADH7-NADP(H)-dependent alcohol dehydrogenase
Exons: 2
Coding region: 1-996 (331 amino acids)
Biological process (GO): alcohol metabolic process
Molecular function (GO): zinc ion binding; alcohol dehydrogenase (NADP+) activity
Source: RefSeq, a predicted model, not a curated record